AUGCAAAAUCUAGCUGAUACCAUAAUGUUGAAUGACAGAAGGAGGACCACCCAUCUAUCCAUUUUUUCGGAAAUGUCCGAGUUUUACAUCUCAUCUCGCCUUUGCAAAUCGUUUCUCCUGUCUGCGCCAACUUCCACCAUGGGUUGGUGGUUAGCCUUCUUUGCAAAGGGACAGAACAAUGUUUAUUACUACAAAGAUCGCCGAAAGGUUAAAGAUUACAAAAUGUGGAGCGACGAAUUUUUCUUAAAGCCGUGGCAUCGACUGGACGGUUGA
Molecule: messenger RNA, 273 nt
Organism: Cylicocyclus nassatus
Lineage: Eukaryota; Metazoa; Nematoda; Chromadorea; Rhabditida; Strongylidae
Source: the annotation of a GenBank genome assembly